UUAACAACAAUCACCCGUCCUUUACAAUAGCCGCUCAACACCACACGAAUAUGUAGUUAUGUGCGUAUGUAUAUAUCAUUCAAGCACAAAUCGCCAUCUCUGUAUUGACGUAGCAAAUGUACGAGAAUCAGGAGCUCUAGAUCUCUUAUCGCUGUGUAUAUGUAUGACUCGUAUGUAUAACCGAGAGAUGCGGUGUUUAGUGAAGGAGUUCUUGACUUGUGGUGGUCACGCCGCUAGUUGAAUCAAUAGUGAAUUAUCCUGGCGAGCCUUUAUCAUGCAUCGUUCCUUUUGCGUGGCUGAAAUAAGCGACGUAAACUGGGUGACUCUAUUCGAUUUCAACGUAUUGAUUUCCUGGUAUAUAUAUCCAUAUUGAGGACCUAGGCGAAAAGACAGCGGAACAAGGCAACCCGAAAGGCACGUCCGAAUCGACGUUUCUCGAAGAUCAACACUAGUUGCGUUUUUUCUCUCCCACUAACAACCGAAACUUAGUGUUGGCUGCGAGUAGCCGUGGCCAGUAGAAGGCGCGCAGAGACAACCUCGGCAGUGUUAACCGAGCAAAAUCAAUGAAAAAUCUUUGUCUAGUUGUUAGAGGAAUGCGCUCAUAAAAUGUGAAAUCUGUUUGCAUUUAGUUGUCUAUCUAAACUAUUUUUUCACGCAUAAUGCAGCCUGUUGAAAUGCCAUCUGACGAAUUUUCUGAAUCGGAAAGCUUGCACUGAGAAAUCAACAUGUGCCUCUACAUACGCAUGCGCAAAUGAUGCGAGUAAUUGAGGGGAAUGGAAAAGAUGGCGGUGACGUAUAGAUACUGUGCUUACUUUGUGUAUUCAACAUGUGUGAUGUGCCGGCAAAGCAACAGCAGAUACACAGCAGCCGAAUAAAAGCUGGCGGAUUCGAUGUGAACUCGAAUUUAAGUAGGUAUGUCGCUUGCCAUUGAGUUCCCAUCGUUCGCCUGGACCAACACCGGUUUGUUUAGAGUUUGUGAAGAAACGAAGAAGAAACGUGAAAACGUGUUUCAAAGGGAAUAUACUACAAAAAGCCCAUUCGAAGGACCAGUGUUAGACCUGUAUUCAUCAACAAGUUGUGUUUGUUAUCAAAAUAAGUGUUUCUUGUUCCAGUUAAUUUCCGGAGAGGAAUUAAAAAGAAUUGCCACGCCAGGUUUUCCGUUUGGAUAACUGAAUGAGUUUUCUCGACAGGUACCACUUCCACAUUUUAAUGCUUUUCUUAAAUUUUCAACCAUUUUUCUCAUCUUUUUCUGAACUAUGACAUUGCGUGAUGUGGCAGGCUCGCUAUAUGAAAAGCCGAGUUCACCAUACAAAGAGGCCUGUUACCCACGCAGUAUUCUAACAAUCUACUUUCUUCUGUUGAUGUGUUUUGUUCACGGUUGUAAAAGUAUUCUCCACUCGGGAUCAAAAUUACCAGCCCACCCCUCCGACAGCUCGUGCGAGAUCAGGAACGAUGGGGGCAGUUCUCCAUUCGUUAACCGGUCCCAGUGCCUUUCUCUCAGUUCUAGAUUCAGUGAAAAUAUUUGCAAUAUUAGUGAAACACUCCGAACGCAGGAAUUACGGAAAUACAAGUUAAAGUUCUGUUCAGAUUAUACUGUGUAUGCGGUGAUUCCAAAUAAGGAUAUAGUUCGCGAAAUAGAGGAUGCAGGCUGUUUAAAUUAUCUCCAGAAAGUUAUAUUUUUGGAUCUGGAGGUUGAAAAAAUGUAUGAGGAAUUUAAGCAAAUAAUGUUCAAGUUUGACUGCUCCCGGACAAAAUAUUCGGUAAAGUGGGCAUGUGUUGAUUGUGAGACUGCGUAUAGAAAGUGGCUAUGCUCAUUACAUAUAAACUACUACCACACAUGCUACUUCGAUAGAGACACACCAGUACCGCCCUGUCCAAAUACGUGUAUGGAGGUAGAGCGCAAGUGCCCAUUUUUUCGUCCAAAUACGUCCUACGCUCAAGCAGGAGACCCAAGCUUCAUAUGCAAAGAUCGUGAUAUACACAGGGAAGAACCCUAUUCCAGUUGUUACAGAGAUUGUCACCUGAGAACUAAUGACUGUGAAUUUCCGUGCAAAUCGGAGGACAUUACCACAACAUCAUCUAUCACAAACGAAUCUACCGAUUCCACCAAAAUCACACCCAGAAGUAAAUCAAGUGAAAGACUUGCGCUUCUACAAAGACCCAGUUUAGUGAACAUUGUACUAUAUGUGUUAAACCUGUGUAUAGUUAGGACGUUAUUACAAUACCUAUCGAUAGGCUGGACAUAGAUAGGUCCCCUGUAUAUAGUGUACAGUAUUUCUAUCCAUCAUACCAAUGUGAACCAAUUAUAUUAUGUGCGGAAACGUGUGACAGAAGUUUAGUUACGACUCUUCAGAAAUUGGAAUACCCUAUAGUUGUGAAGAAUAGUCAUAUAGCAAUCAUUUUCAAAUGGUUCCCGUGUUAUUCAGUAAAAACAUGUCUGCCACAUUUUACGUAAAAAUGCAAGAAAUGUCCUAUUAUGCCGUCAUGAAAUGAUAAUCAAAUGAGGCGACGUAUGUGAAGAUUACACAAUGACGUCACAAUCGUAAUUAUUUAUAGAGCUGAGAUAGUGAAAAUCUAGAGGCCGAGAAUUAACUUGAAAUCCGGGUUUUUAUAUAGACCGCAAAUGGAUUUGAAAAAUGAGAUUUCUGAAAAAUUUUCAUUUCAGCUUACCAGAAAUUCCUAAAAGGAAAACUAUUUGACCAUUCUGCUAUGGAAUCCUGUGUCUACAAUGAAAAAGUUGUGUAUCAGUACUAGUACUUCCAUAUACAUUCAGGGAUCCGCCUAUUGUAACCCAAUACUAUAUAUAUAUAUAUAUUAUCAUGUUUAAGUUAAUACCAAUUAUCUAGAUCUCUAUUUUUUUUUUUUUUUUUACUGCUUACAUAGCCUUACGUUUCGUAUAGCAUUAUGUUCAACGACUGAUUGUGUGGUGGAUUGCCUCAUCUAGUGUAGACGUAUAGGAUAUAGAACAGAGUUUGAUUGAUUUUCAUUUUUGGAAUUAUGAUAUCGUCAAUAUUUUUUGUUGAUAUGUAACUCAAAAUAAGCACCAAAUUUUGUACAUAUUUUUAUCCUAGUCAAAAGCGUCCCUACACAUAUAUAUGGUUAUCUCCCCAACUAGACUUUCGCACUUAAUCGCUGUGUCCAUAUUACCUGUUCUGAUCACAACCUCAAAACAUUAUUUGUAUACAUAUGGUUUGUUUUAUAUAUAUAGUAUAAGUUUUACUGAUAUUAUUUCAAACUGAAUAACACCGAACGAAAGUUUAUGUAAUUGUAAAAGCUAGUACGUUAAGUAUGCAUUAUGUUGCAAUUGGAUAAUUUGCAUUACAUAAUGAAUAUUCUCCUUCGAAAACCAAAACAAUAGUCUAGUACUUUAUAAAUGUUCUUCAAAUAUUGAAACAGGGUAGACUGUUAUACUAAAUAUGUGGAUUGCUAAUUUCGCUUUUUCCAAUAAACCUGUGGCCAGGUGUAAUUAAGCAAGGGCCAUAUAACUUAUAUUGGUCUGGGAUAUUUGUAACGUAGCAUAUACUUUAUAACAUAUUCUUUUGUGAUAUUUUGAAAUAUACUUUAUAUAUAAAAUCAUUUGUUUUAACAAUAAUUCAACAGUCGAGUUUUAAUAUUUUCUAGUAUGUUCGAGAACAUUUUUAACUUACUAAGAGGUUUGUAACUUUCCAAUAUGCUUGCAUAUUUAUUGUGCUUUAACUUAUUGCAGAUUUGUAUAAGUUUAAUGUUGGUUUAAUUGUUAUUUUUAAGGCUAGUUCCCUCAUUAGAUGUGAUAAUUUUGCUAUGUGAAAUUGUACUCAUUUUUGUGUUUUUACGACAUUUCCCAUUACCAGGGUGUGAUAUUACUUAUGAAUGAAAUAUUAUUUAAUCAUCACAAAAAUGCAAUUUAAUUGGCACGGGAUAGUCGUAAAACAGAUAUGUGUUACUGAUGUACAGUUUGGUACACUGCAUCACGGCCCGUCCUAACAGAAUAAAAAAUACAACUUUAUUGGAUUGGUGUCAUAAACACCUACAUGUAUUCAGAUUGAUAACUCACGUUUAUGCUAUUAAAAGGCUGUUACUCCAAGUUUACAGCUGUUAAGAAUUCUAACAUUUCUUUGAUCGCUGUCGAGUUUUUAAAGGAAAUUACCUUUGAUAACCUGACAAGCCUUCAACCUACGCUUCAUUUUUAGUUUGAUUUUGUGUUUGGUUUCAUAUGGUAUAAACAAUAUUAUUGAUGUAUUACUAGGUCGAAGUUGUCAUUAUACGUCUCGCAUUCUGUUCAUAAGUAUCUGUAUCUAUGUUGGUAGUUUCGUUACGACAAACAAGCAAACAACACAUAGCGUCAUAUUAUUUAACGUUAGACGUAGUUAGCUCAAACUUAUGUAAGAUAUAAUACUGUAAAUACCUAUACAGACAAUGUAGAUGUUCAUAUAUUAUGAUAUCUUCCAGGUGGAUGUCGGUGAAUUGUAAACAAAGGUGGACGAUCCACGUGUUGGAGUGUCUUGUUUGUGUAUAUAGUAUAUAAGUCAAAUGUGUUAAGUGGUGUGUUGUCUACGGAAGAUAAAAGUGUGUGUGUGCGUUCCGUCGGUUUGACAGUUGACAGAUGCAUUAAAAGGAGGUGGAUUUUUGAAUGCGUGCAGUGCGUGGUUUUAUAUCAAUUUAAACUACAACAGUUGUGUUAUUUGAUAAAUUGAAGUUGAAAGGAAUUACGUGUGAUUGUGUUGCUACAAAGACAUAAAAAGCGUGUAGUGACGUUCUGAUUGAAGUAUAUUUAAUAUGUGUUUUGUUUGAAAUUAAAAGUUAUAUACAUGCGGGCAAAGUAACCUGGAAUAAAGCACAUAUACCAUAGGUGCUACCUCUGCCUGUAUCAGUAUAAUGUUAGAAACUGUGCUGAUACGAACGUUAAAAAGCCGAUUUAUUUCAUUUUUUACCUGUUUUUUAGGUGAACAAAUAUGUAAAUAUGUAAGAAAUAAUAAACACAAAUUAAUGUUUUGUGAAGGAAAAAUUAGGCAGUUUGAGAAAUAUUUGAGAAGGUUUACGUAGUACAUGUCCAAAAGCAUGUGAAUGAUUUUUUCCUUGCAGUAAAUCCUAAUGAUAUCCAAAGACAUAACCAUGUUGGCUAUAUUACAGUACUAUUGCACGUCGGGAGUUUUGAAGUUAUACAGCAUGAUCAAACUAGGUAGUAAUAUUAACGAAUACAACAUGAAAUAUCCGAUUCUGAUUUGUCAAAUAUUCAACUAAUAUCUUAACAGGUCACAUAUUAAAAUAAUAUCUUGACAUUGCAUCGCCUUUAUCACAUUGUUUUCAAAAAUCGCUACAUUUAUGUACACAUUGAUAUAAUAUAAUCAUUUCUUACCAUGAUAAAGGGUAAUUCUUGUGUCAAACAUUAGACGUUAUAAUUGACAAUUGCUUAAAUUAUUGUAUUUAUUAUUUUAAAAACAAAACAUAGCAGUUUUUAAUUAAAGAGUUAAGGAAAAUCUAUAGUAAAUUUUACUAAUUAAACUAUUGUAUUUAUCCGUUUAAAUGCAGAAAAUAGCAAUUUUGAAUUAAUGAGUUAAGGAAAAUCUUAAGUAAAUUUUACUUAUUUAGCUAUUGUAUUUAUCUUUUUGAAUGCAAAACAAAAGCAAUUUUUAAUUAAGGGUUCAGGCUAAUCUAUUGUAAAUCUUAUUAAUCAAACUAUUGCAUUUAUCCUUUUAAAUGCAUCAAAUAGAAAUUUUUGAUAAAAAGUUAAAUCAAAUCUGUAGUAAAUUUUACUAAUUAGAUUGUUGAUUUGGUCACCAUGGUGAGCCGUAAGGCAAAGAUACUGACACAUUAACUCUGAUGAAGGAAUAGGAAAGUAAUUAUAGCUGAUACUAGGAAACGAUAAUAACUUUUGUGUCAUAACAAGGUUUGAAAGUUUGUAAACUGCUGUUUUGUUAUAAUGCUUACUUAUUCAUCACAUAUAUACGAUUCCCCGUCAUAUAGUGAUAUUAGGUCAUUUUUUAAUAAAACAUGUUUAACUGGUACCCAAAUUUAACGCAAAAGUAUUAAUAUCCCCGAAUUACAUAUAAUACUACUCCGUUCCAAUGAUUCUGGUGUAGGAUGUUUGUAUUUUUUCUGUAAGUUCCAGCCAAUUAUUAAUAGUCUUUCAACAAUCAUUUAAUUCACUGUUUACCUGUUCUGUCCGCCCGUUUGAAUAUAUUUAACAUUUUAACUAACUUCGAGUGUGAUUUAUUAUACACGAUCGAUAUGUGUAGGUUGUACCCACUAAUGUUUGAAUUGGUGAAUUUGUCUCGUCAUCCAAAUUCAAUAUCGCAAACAUGAUUCACAGAAAAUAACAUCACAUUGUUUACUACUUACAAAUAACCAUUUGAAUCGCAAUGAUGUCUAGUUUCUAGAUUUUGUUUUGGUUUAAACAGUAUUUUAUUUUGUAAACAGCAAAGUUGUACACAUUACAUGAAUGUAAGGAUUCGAAAACAAGCCUAAAGCUUAUGUUAAUUCGUCUCCUUAUAAAAGAAAUAGCAAAAUAUAUACAGGCGACGGUAAGUCAAAAGAGCAUGGAUAUGGUAACUUAAAUACAAAGUUUAAACCAGAAAAAUUAGGUAAUAAUGAAGAUCAUAAUUCAAAAUCUUAAUCCAUGUCCCAACUGUGUCAGUACCAGUAUGUACAUGAUAAAUGUUGGCGCGUAUUCUAUUUAAUACAUUAUUAUGAUAAACAUGUUAUAUAUGUAUUAUAUUUAGAGAUAUGAUGCCAUUGAAAGACAGAUGAAGCUCCAAGAAUCACCCGAUCGAGCUCUUGAUAUACGAUAUCAAUUUGAGAAGCGUCUGCUUUCUAGAAUAAAACAUUGAACAGUAAGGAAUAUAUCUUCAUUUUGAUCUGGAAGAAGAGUACUGUCCCCACGGAGAGCAGACUUUAAGUUAACAUUAUAAGGGAGGGUAUCUAUUGUUUCUCUUUUGAUUUUGUUUUAGAACUGGAUGAUAGUUUAAGACUUUAUCAGGUAGCACAUAUUUUGAUAGCAGCGCUAGUUUUUUUUUAUAAGAUGUGUACUAUUUGUAAUUUUGGACCGUGUGCAAUAGCAAUAUACCUCCAAAGCAUUUUAGCGAAACAAUGUAUUUCCUCAAAUUCAUCAGACAAUAACUGUUUUAAUGAACUCAUCUGUAAGAUUUUUGCACGAAUACUUUUACAAUAGCUCACAAUUAUGUCGUAGUGGCGACGUUUUUUUCAUGUGGAUAAACAAGGGCGAUCAAGCAAAAAGAAAGAAGAAAAUAAUUACAACAGCCCACAAUUAGGUCAUAGGGCUGAGUACCUCGUCCUUGAAUCCGUCAUUUCUUUGAAACACUUCUUCACUCAUUAUGGUGACGAUUUUUUUCAUCAGGAGAACCAAUGGGCGAUCAAACAAAACGAAAGAAGAAAAUAAGUACAACACCAAAAUCAUAAUUUGGCAUUUGUUAAUAUUGAGGAAUGAACAUUUAAGAGGGUAACAAACAUUGAAAUAGUUGACCCUUAAUGUUAGGACUAAAUUAUAGUUUUGUGAAAUGAAUGGGACGAUAAAUUGUAAGAACUGAUGAAUUUGUCUCAAAUCCUGCUAAACUUAUCAUCAUAGCAUCUAAAACGCGAUAUUCAUUUCAUGCUUUUAUAUUGAUAAUUAAAUUAAUAAAAAUUGGAACUAGAUUUAAUUACGACGUUUUAUAACAUUUAUCAUUUUCAUAGACUGUAAUUUCAACAACUAUUUCUUAAAAGAACAUUUUGAUAACAUGGAAUGAAAUUAAUAAUUGUUACUUGAUAGAUAUUAAAGUGUGGGAACAGACAGGUAAACUUGUCUGAACUCAUGGGCUAAUGAUAGAGGAAACAGUUUGUAAUGUUCCUGCUUACAGCUUUAGUAGGACUUCACAUAUGCGUUUUCAAGUAAAAUACAACAUAUCUCUCGAUCUCAACAUAGAUGUUAUUCAGUAGAAUGAUAUUGAUUUGACACAAAUUAGGAGCAUCAGAUUUAGUCAGUUACACUACUUAGACUAAUAAAAAUGGCAAACCCUAACGAAGAGCAUUAAAUACUACAGUAUAUUUGUUUGUUUCCUAACUUCCUUUGUGUAUAUACAUAGAAUGGUAGCGAGUGUUAUCAGAUCUAAAUCAUACAAUACCAUACUUAAGAUCAUAAUAUCAUACAGAAAUACAUAGUAUGUUUGACGUGUUCUCUCAAUCAGAUGUGAGAUUAGGUUUCUCAUAAUUCAAAAACAGGCAUAUGUAUGGUUGUCUCCCUUCUCUACCUGAAUAUUUGCCAAAAGAUUCACAUGUCUUGUUUGGCCUUUGUGUAGAGACUGUUAAUAAAAAUAAUGUUAAAUGUGAUAUGUUUGUUUGAAAAUAUAUACAAGUUUAAUAAAAGCAAA
Molecule: messenger RNA, 8342 nt
Organism: Pecten maximus
Lineage: Eukaryota; Metazoa; Mollusca; Bivalvia; Pectinida; Pectinidae
Product: transmembrane protein FAM155B-like
Exons: 3
Coding region: 1257-2246 (329 amino acids)
Biological process (GO): calcium ion import across plasma membrane
Cellular component (GO): plasma membrane
Molecular function (GO): stretch-activated, monoatomic cation-selective, calcium channel activity
Source: RefSeq, a predicted model, not a curated record